AUGAGUAAAGGUGGUGGUUUUCUCACUCCAAAGUCAAUCGCCAAUCGCAUCAAAGCAAAGGGCCUUACCAAGCUUAAGUUUUACUGUCAAGUAUGCGAAAAGGCUUGUCGUGAUGCAAAUGGUUUCAAAUGUCACAUUACAUCCGAAUCCCAUCAAAGGCAGAUGCUGUUAGUUGCAGCUAAUCCAGGUCGUUAUAUUCACAGUUUCUCAGAUCAAUUCAAACAAGACUUUUUGAGCGUUCUAUCUCAUAGUCAUGGAACAAAACGCAUGUUUGCCAAUCAAGUGUAUCAAGAAUACAUUGCCGAUCGAAAUCAUCUUCACAUGAAUGCUACUCGAUGGACCUCUCUAUCUGAAUUCGUAAAACAUCUUGGUAGAGAAGGAAUUUGUCAUGUAGAGGAGACUGAGAGAGGGUGGUAUAUUACUUGGAUUGACAAUAGUCCUAAAGCACUGGAGCGACAGGCAAAUUCUUUUCUUUUAUUAAAAAAGAAACGAUCUUCCUAA
Molecule: messenger RNA, 501 nt
Organism: Phycomyces blakesleeanus NRRL 1555(-)
Lineage: Eukaryota; Fungi; Mucoromycota; Mucoromycetes; Mucorales; Phycomycetaceae
Product: C2H2-type zinc finger transcription factor
Exons: 3
Coding region: 1-501 (166 amino acids)
Biological process (GO): DNA replication; DNA damage response
Cellular component (GO): nucleus
Molecular function (GO): double-stranded DNA binding
Source: RefSeq, a predicted model, not a curated record